GGGUGGCACUCUGAGUUUCGAAGAUCCGAAUUCUGCCGUAGCUGUUACUGGAUCGCGCUCUCAUUCGGUGUUUCCUCGAUCUCGUUUUGCAACAAUUUUGCUGCGAUGGCGAAUCUUGUGCGGCAACGACUCGGUGCUCUCCUGAGCCGACCUAUUUCCAGCCCCUUGGGCCAGACUGCCCAGACUGGUGCUGCUUCAAAGCGCUUCUUCGCUUCCAAGUCUCACGCACACGACGAUGCUGAGGAGACGGCUAAGUGGCGCAGCAUCACAAUUGCAGCGUACAUCAUGUGUAUUGGCAUGGGAAUCUACAUUCUUGCUAAUGAGGAACAUGGGCAUGAUGGAGAGAAACCGGGGUAUUCUUACUUGCAUAUCCGUAACAAGCAGUUUCCCUGGGACCGCUCCUUGGAGUUCUCUAAAGUUGAUUAUUUAAAGUAAAAGGUCCUGACGGUUUAUUCGAGUACAAGCACGAAGGUCACUAUGAGCACUAAUCUCUGCUUAGUCUUCGUGCAUCAUCAGUUUCCUAGAGUUAUGUAAUGAGGUUGAUCUGUAGACAGCUGCCUAGAAACUAGCUUGGUGUGCCCGAGCAUUCCUUUUCCGCCUUGAGAUCCAUACCAGCAUGGAUAUCAAUGUUCCUCUGCAUAAUGAUACUUAAUAAUUCGCCAGAAGACACACUUCAUGUGUUGUGCAUAUGGUAUAUUGGCAUAACGACUCAGUCUUACGAGUAUCGUAGCACCGUUUUCAAUGGACAUAUUUCAUGGAAAGGAGUAUUAUAUAGUGGCCAGAGUGGAAGUAUUUAGUUGGAGGAUUUUACGAUUGUUCCUGUUUCUCAUACAGUUUUGUAAAUUUGCAACUAGGUAGUGUAUUGUACAACGUCGAC
Messenger RNA from Physcomitrium patens, 877 nucleotides. The record is from RefSeq and is a predicted model, not a curated record. Lineage: Eukaryota; Viridiplantae; Streptophyta; Bryopsida; Funariales; Funariaceae.